AUGUGCACAUACCAUUUCAAUAUUGAAAACUCCAAUCAUUUGUCAAAAACUGUCGUAGUCUUUCCAAUUGUCUAUUGGCAUCUCUGAGUAUCAGCUUAUUGAAGUCAUUUGGAGGGCAAUAAUAAUGCUUGUUACUGUUUCAAUAAUUACUUGUCUUUUGAUUGGAACUUUACUGCUGUAUUCUUCUUUAAAAAUGUUUCCGAUGUAUCCGAUAGGGGAAACUUGCUGAAUCGACUUAAUUAG
Messenger RNA from Blepharisma stoltei, 243 nucleotides. Lineage: Eukaryota; Ciliophora; Heterotrichea; Heterotrichida; Blepharismidae. The record is from the annotation of a GenBank genome assembly.